AAGGGCAGGCUCAUACAGAGUGCAGAAACUCAAAUUUUUAUUUCCUUUCCCACAUUUUUGUUUUGUGCAUUCUUUACAAAAUGGAAGUCUGCCAUAGUAAAAUGCAAAUUGAUAAAAGAACAGUUUAAGCAAAUAGGGAAGCCAAAGUAAACAAAGCCAAUGGAUCCAAAGAGGGACAGUGAAGAAAACAGGUCAGAGGAGGAAGGAAGGGAGGAAUAACAGGGGGCAUUUUGAGGUGGGGGACCCUCUUGCCAGCAAUGCCUCCCAGAGUCUUCCCCUGCGCUGUUCUCCUCCUUCCUUUUGGGGGCAGAUGAGGGAGGGACCAUCGGAUUCUCUGCAAGGGCCAGAGCGUGUGACCUUUUGCGGCUCUCUUCCUCCCUAAACGCCGAGGAACCAUGAAUCGCAUGGGCGACAGCAUGGGAGACCUCUCCAAGGCCACUUUGCACAACAACUCCCUGUGGUGGCUGGCCUGCGGGCUCCUGGCCCUGCUGGCAAACUCCUGGAUUAUCUUGAGCAUCACUGCCAAACAGCAGAAGCACAAGCCCCUGGAGCUGCUGCUGUGCUUCCUGGCGGGGACCCACAUCCUCAUGGCCACCAUCCCGCUCACCACCUACGCGGUAGUGCAGCUGCGCAGCGAGUCCCCAGACUACGACUGGAAUGAGAGCAUCUGCAAGGUCUUUGUCUCCACCUACUACACGUUGGCCCUGGCCACCUGCUUCACGGUGGCUUCCCUGUCCUACCACCGGAUGUGGAUGGUCCGGUGGCCCGUCAACUACCGCCUCAGCAACGCCAAGAAGCAAGCCCUGCACGCCGUCAUGGGCAUCUGGAUGGUCUCCUUCAUCCUCUCCACGCUGCCCUCCAUCGGCUGGCACAACAACGGGGAGCGGUAUUACGCCAGCGGCUGCCAGUUCAUCGUCAGCAAAAUCGGGCUGGGCUUCGGCGUCUGCUUCAGCCUGCUGCUCCUCGGGGGCAUCGUCAUGGGCCUGGUGUGCGUGGGCAUCACAUUCUACCAGACCUUGUGGGCACACCGGAGGCAUCGAUGCCAUCACCAGAGGGCGGACGAGGCGGCCUCCUCUUGCCCUGCUGCGGCUCACAACAAUUUCAAUGUGCCGGCCAUUGUGGUGGAGGACGUCAGGGGUAAACGACGAUCGUCCCUGGAUGGGUCUGAAUCGGCCAAGACCUCCAUGCAGAUGACAAACCUCAUCAGUGCCAUCGUCUUCUUGUACGACACAUUGACUGGCGUGCCCAUUUUGGUGGUGAGCUUCUUCAGCCUGCGCUAUGACACCGCUCCCACCUGGAUGGUGCUGGCCGUGCUCUGGUGUUCCAUGGUGCAGACGCUGCUCCUCCCGUCCUUCAUCUGGUCCUGCGAGCGCUACCGGGCGGAUGUCCGUACUGUGUGGGAACAAUGCGUGGCAAUAAUGUCAGAGGAAGACGGGGAUGAUGACGGUGCCGGUGAUGAUUACGGUGAUGGGAGGUUCUGCAAGGUGCGGUUUGACGCCAACGGUGCAGCGGCCAUCAAACGGGACCCCCGGGACACCAAGCUGUUACCAGUGCAUCACCUGCUAUUGCCGCACGACAGGGUACAUUACCUGCAGGUCCCUCUCUCUCGGAGGAUGUCCCACGACGAGACCAACAUCUUCUCCCACCGUUCCGCCCCUUCCUUCCUUCACAAGUGGUCCUCCUCCGACGACAUCCGAGUGGCCACCCCGCUCAAACCCAGAGGAUCCCCUGGCUUCCUUCCUCUAGAAUUCCGCAACUACCAUCACCGCCGGCGGCCUCCCGAAGAUGAGCUCACCACCCUGCAGCAAUUCCUGGAAGCCGGGCUGGCUGCCCGGGGCCCCAGCUCUAGCGCCUGUUUCUUCCGUGACGAGAUCACCACCUUCAUCGACGAAACGCCGGCGCCCUCCCCAGCGGGCAGUCCACGCCACUCGCGCCUCUCGUGCCCGAUGCAGCGUGAGAGGCAUCACUCCUUAGGGGGCGCUGGGCCCGAAGGAGGCCCCGAUAGGGAUCGACGGUGUUCACUGACUGGGGACGAAUACUUCAACUUCUGCAGCGAGGUGCAGGAGCCCAGCGAAUGGACCAUGACUGCGCAAGAGUCACAGAACUUGGGAGAGUUUAAUCUAUGAAACAGGGUUCAAAGCAUUUGUCGGGGUCGGGAUUUUUAAGCGAAAACUCGGCGCGUCUCCCCUAUCCUGGGACCCAAUGGAUAAUUUAGGUCGUCACAUUUUCCACCAUGUUGGCAACAGAUGGGAACGUUGUGCAUCGUGGUUCCUGAUGUGGUGGGGAGAAAUGAAGCCCGGAAAAGGGGUAGGAAGCUGAACUGUCAGUAGGAUCCACAAGAAGCUGUUUCGGGACAGAUGGCAAGCCCCAGCCACCACAGUUUAGUUGAGGGCACCGUUUCUCAGCUCCAUGCCCUCAAUUAGAAUUGUUAGCUCCACCUGUUUUCCCCUUCUUAGCUCUACCUGUCACGAGAAACAUUUACUGGUUGCCAAGCGUGGGACAGGAUGGUAUUAAAAAAAAAAAGGAAAAAAAAGAUCUAUA
Molecule: messenger RNA, 2541 nt
Organism: Heteronotia binoei (common prickly gecko)
Lineage: Eukaryota; Metazoa; Chordata; Lepidosauria; Squamata; Gekkonidae
Gene: GPR162
Product: G protein-coupled receptor 162
Exons: 4
Coding region: 396-2126 (576 amino acids)
Biological process (GO): G protein-coupled receptor signaling pathway
Cellular component (GO): membrane
Molecular function (GO): G protein-coupled receptor activity
Source: RefSeq, a predicted model, not a curated record